This is a messenger RNA of Phyllopteryx taeniolatus (common seadragon), 892 nucleotides long. It is a transcript of the gene tmem230b, whose product is annotated as transmembrane protein 230b. The transcript is spliced from 3 exons. The record is from RefSeq and is a predicted model, not a curated record. Bases 198 to 557 code for a protein of 119 amino acids. Gene Ontology annotation, cellular component: synaptic vesicle; endomembrane system. Gene Ontology annotation, biological process: synaptic vesicle transport. NCBI's taxonomy places the organism in Eukaryota, Metazoa, Chordata, Actinopteri, Syngnathiformes, Syngnathidae.
ACUGAAAACCCGGAAACGCUGCAUAAAGAGAGUGAAAGUCAGCGUCCAGAAAAUAAUCCCGUCCCGACAUGUUUUCUUCUGGGCUUUGUUUUGUUAUGUACCGCUAGCCAGGCCUCCGAAUAAUGGCCAUCGUGUUGUCAGUGUUGCUGUAGGUAGAAGUCGACACUAUUAAACAGGCUUUCAUUAGCAAAGCAAAGAUGCCAGCUCGUAGUGUUGUGUCCAACGGCGUUCCUGCCAGUACUGUGAAGUACUCCAGGUUAGCCACUCAUGACGACGGCUACAUUGAUUUACAGUUCAAAAGAAGUCCACCCAAAGUGCCGUACAAAGCCAUAGCGCUCGCCACGGUCCUGUUCUUAAUCGGCUCGCUGUUAAUCAUCAUCGGCUCACUUCUCCUGGCAGGAUACUUUGGAGUCACUCACUCCGACCGCACCAUUCCCGUCCUGGUCAUAGGAAUCCUUGUUUUUCUUCCUGGAAUUUACCAUCUGCGAAUAGCUUAUUACGCAUCGAAAGGAUACCCAGGAUACUCCUACGAUGACAUCCCAGACUUUGAUGACUAAAUGCGUUGUGUCUUGAAGCAGAACGACGUCCUCAAAUUUCUCACACGUCCCCGCUCAGUGAAGGAUGUAAUUUUAGUAGCUUUUAAAAAAAAAAAAAAUCUGUUCGCUUAUUGUUCCUUUGCUGAUAUGAAGCAAAUAUUGUGUGAUACAUGUAAUCGUUUUGUUUUCCAGUAAAUUAAAACAUCUGCAAUUUAUGACUUAAUUCAUUAUUUUUUUUUUGAUUAGGUGCUUACCUUAUGCUGAGAUAUUUACAUGGAAACUUCUUUUUCCUCACACGACAAAAUGGCUGUGCAGACAAUGUAGCGGAAUAAUGUCAAAAUAAAAGAUGACUUGUU